AUGGGAUUGCGCCAGCUCUACAGCCUGCCCGGCUCGCGCGUGGACAGCUCGCUGGGAAUACCAACACAUACCCAGCGAGGAACGGCGCAGUCAUCAGCCGCCGCCGACGCCUUCUCGAUGGAGCGUUUUGCCGCCUUCUACGAGGUGGCGCUGGAGGAGCUGAUGAACGAGUGUGAGCGCCGCGUCGCCAACGCACCAGCGGCGUGGCGGGACAGUCAGCGGCAACUUAUCGGCGGUGACAUGAAUCGUGACCUGGCCACGAGCACGCACUCCUUUGACUCCCCACGCAGCAGCGUCAUGUCCCCAUUCGGCGGCGCACCCUCCAGCGUGGCACUCAGUUGCGGCACCCCUGUGUACUCGCCCCGCUUCACCAAUCCGCUGCACAGCACACAUGGGCUGCACGUCCGCGAACUCAGCAGCGACAUCGCAGCCGAACAGAACCGCACCUCCACCCCACUGCCACCGCCGUCUCUGCAUACUAACUCAACCUUCUUCAGCGCUGCUGGGCAGGCUCGCCAGGCGGAACAGGAGAGAAGCGUAGCGGAUGAGGGGGCAGUGCCGACGUUGCUCGCUGCCCUGGGCCGACACCAUGGCAAGAUGGCACCGAUGGUGUUCAUCGCUGGCCUGGCUUACCUUGCGCGAGUCACGGCGCAGUGCGCCUCUGAGUUUCUGAGCGUCACACGCGCAAACUGGUACCGCCUCACCACCACCGCCAUUCUCGUCGCCGCCAAGGUGUACGAUGAGCACAGCUCGUCCCGACUGAACGCCUGCUUUGCCCAAUCCUCCGGUAUUCCACUGAGCGAGAUGACGCGGAUGGAGCUUGACUUUCUGUACCUUCUCGACUUUGAUCUGCUCCUGAAGGAGUCGGAGGUGGAGCAGUGGCUAAUAUGGAUGGAGAAGCUCGCGCUGCGCCGCGACUUGAUGACGCCACUCAACACUUACGUGCUAGACACAAGUGAGAGCACGUCCGCUGUCCAACUUGCCAGCACCUCGAAGCCGUCUUUCACGAGCUGUACCACACUUACAGAGUACGGGGAGCGAAGCAAGACAGGCGCAAUGUGCGAGGCGAGUCGCACGCCGGGAUUAUCCAGCGAAGUUCUGGAAGGCGAAGAAGAGACGGUCGGGACCUCCCUGUCCUCCGCGGUCGUCCCGCGCAGCGUCCCGCAGAUGCGUGCGGCCAGCAGUUGUGCGAUGACGGUCCCGUGCGCCGUCAGCAGCGCUGCAAACUCGCGAUGCCCUACUGCUGCAGCAGGGGUGACUGACGUACCAUCCCUCACUACCCCCUUCGUGGAUCUCUCUAGCCUUCCGCCUCGCAGCUCCGCUAGCUCGGUGCUGCUUCCGGCCAGUGUGUUGGAUAGCACCUUCGGUGCAGUUAGCACGGCGAGUGUGCCAGGCGGCGCGCCCUCUUCCCUGAAUGACCGUAGGGCCUUUGUGCCACCGUUGCCGAUCCACAGCGCGCUGCCUCUUCGCCCGCCGACGGCGAAGAGACGCCUGUUCAGCGUCGUGCACGGUACUGCCGAGCCGCCGAGCCCAAUUUCGGUGCGUCAGCUCAGCCGUCUGGGCGGUAGCCCGCCGAGUCCGCUGCGCCCCCCGUCGGUGGGGCGGCACCCGUCAGUGCGGUUCUUCAAGUCGAAAGCCACGCAUGCUCACGGGCCGCACCGCCACGCCAGUGGAACGGUGGGCUACGCUGAACUCGACAUGUACGGCGCCGAGGACGGCGGUCGCAAGGUGUCAAAGCAGUCGUGCCAAGAUCGGGUGACGGGGGCGGGCAGCGAAAACUCAGCUGGCCAGUCCUCGGCACUCGUCGCGGCAGACACGAAGCGCAGCGCGACUGCCGCGGCGAGCCACCAGCAGAAGAAACGCUGGGGCCCAUUCGGUAUGGUGCAGCAUGUGCGUGAUGUUCUCGGUGUCACAGCUUCUCUGGUGCGUGGUCAGCUGGACGUACUAGCACCGUCAGCGCAUGCCGAGGAGUUGAGUCGACUGCCACCGCCGCAACAGAACAAACAGCAGUCAGCGUCGCAGGCGCUACAGUCGUCCACCAACAGCCUUUCUGGAAGUGGCGGGCGUGUGAGUCUGCAACCGCAGUCAUCCGCUGCGCCGCCGCGUUACACCAACAGCGGCGGCACCUAUCCGCCAUUUCCUGCGAAUUUGAUGGUCGAGCGGAAGCCGCAGGCAUGCAAUGCUCCGCCCGCCGCCGCCGUCGCGUCUCGUAGCUCUACUGAAUCUCAUCCCCAGCCUAGCCCUGCUUCACCUGCUCGCCACUGCUGCGGUCCUGCGACGCCUGGCGCUGUAGCCAGGCGGAGCCCGAUGCCACGAAUCAGUCCGCAGCAUGUGGACCCUUCCUCGUCGACGAGGACGCAACCGUAUACGAGUACGGUCGCUAAUUCCGCUGCUGCUCAGCCAACAGCGGCGGCAGCCGCGAAUGGGGCGUACGCGGACGGGGACUACUCCCACGACGAGGCUGACGAGGGGUACGAGGAGUGCGAGUACGGCUACUACGACGAGGACGGUUACUUCCACUACUACAACGACGACGAGGAUGCGGAGGGGGAGUACGACGAGUACUACGGCGAAGAGGACGAGGAGGGCGCCUGGUACGAGGAUGAUGACGAGGAUGAAGCUGCUUACUUUCAGCGAUGCCGCCCACCACUGACACAUUCACCGCCGUCCUUGUAG
Messenger RNA from Leishmania mexicana MHOM/GT/2001/U1103, 2676 nucleotides. Its product is annotated as putative CYC2-like cyclin. Lineage: Eukaryota; Euglenozoa; Kinetoplastea; Trypanosomatida; Trypanosomatidae. The record is from RefSeq and is a predicted model, not a curated record. The coding region runs from base 1 to 2676 and encodes 891 amino acids. The transcript has a single exon. Gene Ontology annotation, molecular function: protein kinase binding. Gene Ontology annotation, biological process: regulation of cyclin-dependent protein serine/threonine kinase activity.